Molecule: messenger RNA, 398 nt
Organism: Penaeus vannamei (Pacific white shrimp)
Lineage: Eukaryota; Metazoa; Arthropoda; Malacostraca; Decapoda; Penaeidae
Source: RefSeq, a predicted model, not a curated record
GCCCGCCCGCGAACCAGUACGUGGGCGUGAAACCGAAAGCCGGCGACGUGUUCCAAUCGUGUUUCUGCGAGGAUGUGACCCGCGUUCAGAUGGUGGUGUCCGUGACCUCUGCCGACUGGGUGACGCUCGCUGGAACCGCUGAAAACCAGGUCACACUCGCCAGCAAUAUCUCGGCCACGCUGGAUUCCUACCUGCCGACCCUGCGCACUGUCCCAGAACUGCAGAACAUCCUCGAUAGGUUCAGCAGCGUGACCUACAAGGACACCACGAAUACGGAGGUCAACUUCGACGUAGAAGUGCUACUGAGAGGUCACCGCGACCAGUCUGUGGGGGAUAAGUUCUUACAGCCCAGAGAUUUAGCACUUACAAAUCAGCAACUUCACAACUUCUCAGAAUGA